Messenger RNA from Phlebotomus argentipes, 1090 nucleotides. RefSeq lists its product as uncharacterized. The coding region runs from base 130 to 981 and encodes 283 amino acids. NCBI's taxonomy places the organism in Eukaryota, Metazoa, Arthropoda, Insecta, Diptera, Psychodidae. The record is from RefSeq and is a predicted model, not a curated record. The transcript has a single exon.
GACUUUUCGUCGACUAGUGCAGUUUUCAAACGUUAUCAUUUGCUGAGUAAGUUUUAAGUCACUUUUACUACUUAAAGAUAAAUAAUUGAUUAAUUCGCAGGACAAGAGGCGCAAUUGAAAGUCUCCACAAUGGCGUCUGUUACUGGAUAUUUCACUCUUUUUCUUCUCUGCUUCUCUACAGUUAUGGGAGGUCUUGAAGUUAACGAAAAUCUUGAUGACGUAUCUAAAUUUCUAGAUUUCAUCAAAGAAGCUAUUAUGAGUGGACAAAUACCAUUAACAGGACUGGGAUUUAAUGUAGAACCUCCACGUGUAUAUAUCAAUAGCAUGAAAAUUGAAUUGACUUCGUUCUUGAAAUUGAACGAAACUAGAAAGGAUAAAGUUUUGGUACGCACUGGAGUGUUUAUGGUAAGAAACAAGGGGAAUUCAGUUGCAGACGCACAAAGUCAAUCCUUCCUCUACAAAAAGACUCACACCGACACAAUCAGUAUCGCAAAUACUGCGGGAUUUUCAGGAGCUCUUAAAUUGCCAUUUAUUGACAAUUUCACUCCCACACUAACUUUCUCCAAUACGAAAACGACUUCAAUAAGUGACACGACUGAGGAAUGGGUCACGGUUCAGCCUCAAAAGGUGCAAUUGCAAGCCAAAAGUCAGAAGGAAGUGAAAUACGAACUUUAUAGAGAAAAAUGGGAGCAUGUAUAUAGCUUGGAUUUCACUGUGGAUCCAAGUACAACAUUCACUGUGGUUAGAACUUUAAGACGUCGUGUUGGAACAUUCUGGGAGAAUUCUGAAAAAAAGGAUAAGAUAAAUUUGGUGGAGUUCUUGAAGACAGCAUAUGAAAAAGAUAGGAAAUUCACUGGUGCCCCAUGCAUAAUAUACGAUCAUGUUACAAAUAAGUUAAUGCUCAAGAAUUACAUUGUUGUAAGAGAAUUGGUUAAUGAUAUUGUUGAGGUUACUUUUGGAGAAGAAGAACCCCUGAACUAAAACCGUCAUAAACUUCUGCAAAUUAUUUCUGCAAUUCUAUGUUUAGAAUCCAGCACAUCCAAAUUGUUAGUCUCUGUCAAAUAUAUUAAAUAAAUUGCUUUUUGCACUU